Messenger RNA from Caenorhabditis elegans, 1000 nucleotides. It is a transcript of the gene srx-47, whose product is annotated as G-protein coupled receptors family 1 profile domain-containing protein. The transcript has 6 exons. The record is from RefSeq and is marked reviewed. Gene Ontology annotation, cellular component: membrane. Gene Ontology annotation, molecular function: G protein-coupled receptor activity. NCBI's taxonomy places the organism in Eukaryota, Metazoa, Nematoda, Chromadorea, Rhabditida, Rhabditidae. Gene Ontology annotation, biological process: G protein-coupled receptor signaling pathway; signal transduction. The coding region runs from base 1 to 906 and encodes 301 amino acids.
AUGUCGUCAGAUAUAAUUGUCGGAUUCAUUCUGCUCUAUAUAUCCACUCUGGGUGUAAUUGCCAACUGGACAGUGUUCUUAUUCCUUUCAAAAGUUCCAUCAAUUCACAAGUCUUUUGGAUCGCUUACUCGAAAUCAAGCCCUUGGAGAUGCAAUUCAAACCACUACUGUAUUAUUUGUAGUUGUACCAAUGGUUUUAUUUGACAUAGAAUUCUUGAAAAUUAAUUCAAAUAUUGUAUCGUUUGUAAUGCUUUUUGGAUAUGAAGUAUCGGUUCUUUCCCACCUUCUUUUGGCUUGUAAUCGGUUAUGUGCAGUGACUAAUCCGCUAAAAUAUCAACAAUUGUACAGCCAGCGGUUCACAAUUGGAAUGCUCUUCACAGCGAAUAUGUAUGCAUUUGCGUCAAUUAUUGUUCUCUACACAAGUGGAUGUAGAUACUUUUGGAGCAGUGAACUACAUAUGUUUAUGUAUCAUGUAUCCAAUUCAUGUGUAAACUUUUCAUUUUACGGAAUAUUCUGUAAAUAUCUUACAAUAAUUAUUCUUAUCUUGCUAAUUGACUUAUUCAGUAUUUAUAAAGCAAGAUUAUUUUUGCAAAAAACACAACAAGAUCGGAUUAGUCAUCAAGUUAACACAAAGGAAGUUGGGCUGCUGGUUCAGACAUGUCUGCAAGGUCUUUUGUUUACCGUGGAACUAAUAUGUUAUUUCAUUAUCUCACCGCAUGUAGAAAAUAAAUGGGCUCAAUUCUUUCUCACAACUUUUGCAUUUUUGACCAUUCAUACUUGUGAUGGAACAAUAAGCAUUUUUUGCAAUGGAGACUUUAGAAAGUAUAUUUUCAAGAACUCGUUCACCAAAUUAUCUGGUCAAUUGAGUAAAGUUGGACCACGCACUGAAUCUCAUAUACCACAAUAAAACAAUAAAUUCAUCAUAUUUUAUUAAAUUUCCUUCACGGUUGUUGUUUUGAAUAUAUCAAUUCUAACCCAAUAAAUUUACUUUAUUAAUUUUA